Molecule: messenger RNA, 13345 nt
Organism: Cheilinus undulatus (humphead wrasse)
Lineage: Eukaryota; Metazoa; Chordata; Actinopteri; Labriformes; Labridae
Gene: znf618
Product: zinc finger protein 618
Exons: 15
Coding region: 364-3261 (965 amino acids)
Molecular function (GO): protein dimerization activity
Source: RefSeq, a predicted model, not a curated record
UUUCGGAAUCUGCCCUUGUAUAUGGCGGACGAAAUUUCCACAGGAGGAACCGCAACACAAACCCCGUAUACACGGCAGAAACGGAAAGCUUACCCAGGCAAGAGUAAAGCUCGGUAAAUUUAUGAAUCAUUACGCCAUUACUCUUUCUAAAAUGUAACGUAGCGUGUCGCGGAGGGAUAAAAACCCGGCUGUGGUGGAAAUUUUUUUCAACAUUUGGAAAUUCUCAUAACUAAUUCACGAUUUUUUUGAGGAAGCAGUUGUGCAGUCACCUCUGGUCGGGGAGGGAAGCUUUCUGGAGCGAGAGCCUGUUUCGCAUGAGCUGCAUCGUUUUUGGAGAAGCACAGGCUCAGAGGAGGAGGAGUCAUGAGUGCACCGGAGACACCCAAUCCAGGGAAUGAGCAGGCAGACAGUGGGAGCACUGCCCCAGAUGAACCCUCACCAACUGCUGCCCCAAAGCCCAAGACCCCCAGUCCACCCCCUGGUCCACCAACCUGUCCGCCGCCUGCUCAACCACCCGGUCCGCCGCCUGGUCCACCACCUGGUCAGCCCACUGUUACAGUAAAGACAGAGCCUGGGACCUCGGAGACAAGUAACGGGAAAGUGGGGGACCCCAACCCUGCUGAGAUCUGUGUCGUCUUAGGAGGAGGCGACGGAGGGGCGAGUGCUGCAGGACCCCGUAGUAGAGCUCAGAUCGAGGGUUCAUAUGUAUGUGGUGUUUGUGGGAAAAAGUACAAGUAUUACAACUGCUUUCAGACCCACGUCCGAGCACACAGAGAAUCAGAGAGCAUGGGUUCAGAUGGUCUACCCCCAACUCCCAACAGUAACUUCCGUUACUCCUGUGACAUCUGUGGCAAGAAGUACAAAUACUACAGCUGCUUCCAGGAGCAUCGUGACCUGCAUGCAGUUGAUGAUCCAUAUGAACAGGUAGUGUUACCUGUGGAUGGCAUUAAAGAGGAGGAGCCUAUUGAACCCUACCAGAAAAUCGGACCGAGCGAAAAAGCUCUCGCCUACCUUCGCAGAGACAGUGGGUUCAACCGACGGCAGCGGGUGUCCCUUCAAACACAAUUGGCGGUUUUCGCAGAAACAGGGAGCUACGUCUGCGAGUUCUGUGGGAAGCAGUACAAGUACUUCAACCCGUACCAGGAGCAUGUGGCUCUGCACACACCAUUGAGCUCCUUUGAUAUGAAGGCAUCGCUGAUACCUGAAUGUGGAAGCAUUGAUAUGAGUAAAUUUGGCCACAGCCAGGCUGGUAAGAUAAAAAACAGUCCAUUCAGGCGGAAGCUGGAAAGUGCAAUUCAGUCGAGUCUGGUUGACACAAACAGCUCGCAGAAUUCAAGCGGAACUCCGAGCCCUCUGGUGGCCAGCACCUUCGUUACAUCCCAGAAACCCUACACUUGUGGUGCCUGUGGCAUCAAGUUCCAGUUCUACAACAACCUGCUGGAGCACAUGCAGUCCCACGCUGCUGACAAUGAGAACCACACCAAAGGCGACUCUCCCAAAACCUCCUCUGCUCCUGGUCCUCAAGAGGUGCUGUGGAGAAGUUCUCAGACCACGGCCUCGGCCCUUCCCUCAGUGAAACUACAAAUCCAGCCUCAAAGUAUCACCCAGAGAAAUCACACUGUCAGCCAGAAUAAUGGACUUCCUGAGAAGGAGCGCCAGCAGGUAGCAGAACGUCUCUUACGGGUAAUGUGCUCAGAUCUGAGAAUGAUAAACGUGCUCAACAGCAAAGACUUCCUGAAGCUGGCGCAGACUCUUGUGGAUACGGGUGCUCGUCACGGAGCCUACUCCACCCGUGACGCUUUUGGUAACAUGAGUGCCUUGGCACUGCGCCAGCUUCCCCGCAUGUACAACCAAGUCAAAGUCAAAGUCACAUGUGCUCUGGGCUCCAACACUUCUCUGGGCAUUGCCGUCACCUGCCACUCUCAGACCUCAGGUCCAGAUGCUUGCUACAUUCUCACAGCCUACCAGGUGGAGGGGUCCAGGCUGAAGCGCUACGUUCUUGGUGUGAAGGAGGCGGAGCUAAGGGAGGGGCCUGAGCAGGUUCACCACUGGGUGCAGAACGUGCUGUCUGAGUUUGUGAUGUCAGAAAUCCGCACUGUGUACGUCUCAGAGCCUCGAGUGUGGGCGGCAGGAUUCGCAGGGUCACCUCUUGGUGGCGGACGGGGCAGGAUAUGCUUGCGCUGCGCCGGUUGUUCCCUCGGUGCGGUCGUCCAGGCUGUUCUCGGGAAACGCAGCCUCCAGGCUCGAGGUCUUCAUGAGCUUGCAGAACUCCUGUCAACAUGCAGAGAUAUCGCCUCCUCCUCCUCGCUGGCUCUCCGUGAUGAACAGAGCACCAACACGUCUACAAGCACAACAGAAGAAGGUACGCAGAAUAGCCCCGCACAGUGCCCCACCCCGCCAUGCUGGGAUCGUAUGGCCGAAGCUCUCCUGCAGGUUCAUGCCCACUUUGAACACAUAUGUGAAGCUUAUGGACGCAGCAAAGCCACCGCUCCACUCCUCCAAGGUCUCAACAAACAUCUGUUAGGGACGCUGGCAUGUCUGCUGGCUCCUCUGCGUCUGGCAGCUUUGGAGCUGAGCAGCCAGAGGAGACCGACCUUACAGCAGGUGCUGCCUGUCUACCUACGCCUGGAGAAGUUUUUCACAUCAAAGGCGGGAGAGGCGGGGACGGGCACAGCAAGCAAACUCUGCCACUACUUCUUAGAAGCACUCAAGGAAAAUUUCAAGGUUGAAAGAGCCCACCAGGUAGCCAUGAUCCUGGAUCCACAACUCAAGCUGCGUUCAGUGCCGGCCUAUCAGCAUGAAGACAUCAUUUCCCGUGCUUGUGACAUGGCUGCUGAAAACCGAGAUGGAGGUAUGACGGGUGGUGGCGGGUCAGGCGGUGAAGAUCGAGACACCGAUGGCCCUCCGACCCCUAAAAUAAGUCGCAUAGAGGGAGGGGGAAACAACGGUGGCACGUUAGCGGGAAUCUCCUCAUCCGGUAACGGCGAGAGUCCGAACCAAGUCAGACAGGAGAUUUUUCGAUACCUGGCUGAACCUCUUCUUCAAGGCACACCCGACCUCUUCCAGUACUGGAGCUCGGCGGUGGGGGAGAAGUUCCCCAAGCUGGCUCGCCUGGCUCUGUGGCUGCUCGCCGUGCCCGCUGUGGGCAUUCGCAGCGAGUGUGUGACUGUGUGUGAGCAGAGCCUGGCCAUGAAGAGGAGGCAACAGGUGACCGCAGAGGAAAUGAACAAACUCAUUUUCCUUCGCUCCAACAUGGGCUAAAAGAAAAACCCAAUCAAUCCUAACCAACCAAACCUUCACCUCCAACCAAUGACUGAAGACUAUUAUUUAUAUACUGUAGGGUUAGACUUACUGUAAACUUAAAUGUGUUUGAAAUUAAUAUACUUCUCAAGACGAAUACUUACAGGAAGCUCACAUUGUACAGGUUACAAUCACCCAUCAACAAAACGGCUUGUUCCAUAUUUUCUACGGAGAAAGGACUGUUGUAAAGUACUGUGGAAAAAUGACGGGGUGGAACGGUUAAUCUCAAAAGAUUUCCCUGACUUGUAUGCCUCUCUCGUUUUGGGACGCACACAAACAGGAUCAGUUUCAGUCAUAUCACGGCCAGUAGUUUGAAUUACUCCAGCCUAAAGGCUACAAUGCUGUUACUCUCUCUGGAUGGCAACAUAUUCAGGUAAAGUCAGCUUUCACUUCUUGAAACUACAGUCAUAAACAUCUGAAAACAGUUACAUUAACAGAUGUUAAACAGUAAUUACUGUUGGAUGCAGUAUGUUGGAGAAUAAUUGUUUUUAGUUGGUAUAUGACACAAAAAAAUCAAGUAGUGAAUCCUCACUGCCAGUGCACCUCUGACAAUGAACUAAACCAGGUUUAUGAUUUCUAAUCAUAUACCAACAUGACAUUUUUCACCACAUUCAGACGCAGAAAGAUCAUCGCAUCUGAACUGAUGUUUGCUUCAGUGGCCUAAAUAUGUAGCUGUGCAUCAUUUGCAUGCGCUGCUCUGCAUGCAUUUUUCAUUUAAGCAGCUGAUAAAACUUUAAUGAUAAUAUGAUGUUUUCUUUUUUGUUUAUGAUAGAAAUUGGAAAAAAUCCAAUUCAAAGGCUUGCUCUCUUUUUGAACUUAACUUAAAGGGGCUUUUUGAUGCUGGAUAUGUAUGGGCAGAAAUAUUUAUGUCAGUAGAAAGUCAAAGAAAUGGGUUCAUCAAGUACUACCAGUUUUUGAUGCAGUUAUUCAAGUUUAAAAGUGGAAUUUUAAAUAAUAAGAUUCAAACUCAAAUUUUAAACCCAGUUAUUGACCCUUUCACCCACUGCCUUUAGCUUGACUCUUGUGCCACAGUGGCAGCAGGCUAGGUAGACCUAAACAUCCCUCUCCCUGUAAUGUUUUCUGCCACUUCCUGGGGGGAUUUUAAGCAAGCCCAGAGAAAAAGAGGUAACCUCUAAUGGUAGAUGCCCAGGAGGCAUCCCCAGUCAGAUGCAAGAACCAGCUCAAUUGACUCUUGGUGAAAAGACGAAGCGUUUCAACUCAGAGCUUCCUCCAGAUGCCUUUGCCCUAUCUCCGAAGCGGGUGCAUACACUGUGCUACUGAAUUGCUUAAGACCAUUGUGCACAAUUUAUGCACUCAGACUUUAAUGGUUUGAUGGUCAUGAACGGCCUGAGUGGGUAGUCAUAUUUCCUACUCUUCUAUUUAUGAUGGUGGUAGGGGGAUGUGUAAUAUAAAGUUAGUCCUGCUGUUUUCAUGGCUAUUUAGGACAUUGUCUGACAGUUUACGAAGGAAAAAUGCCUCAAAGUUCAGGAUUCUGCUCAGGGAGUGUCUGGGGUCGUGCAAGCAAAUUAUCAAGUAUGCCAGUCAGGAGCAGCUGGUCGGGCCGUAGUCAGGUCAUGGUCGGUCGUUGUAUCCCCCUGUACACCGCACGACAAACAAUGCACGAUCUGGCUGACAGUCAGUGCGACUUCCAAGCGAGUCACUCGAAGUUCCUCAGAAUUCACACAUGGGGCUUUUCCGCUAUCACUUUUUGCCAUGCCGAUCCAAACCAAGCCGUGCUGAUUUACUUUCCAUCACCAGUUUGGCUGACUAUGCCACUCCACGCCCAGAAUGGUCCUGCCCUGGAGCAGGGCCCAAGCGCACCCACCCACCCUCCAAGCGCGCCAGUGAUGGCCAAAGCAGUUCCCCAUCAUUUGGGGACGCCUCACAGACGUCUUUGAGUAGCAACUGCUGCAUCAAACUUCGAAAUACCUGCCAGAUUACCAAAAGAGGAAGAAGACGAAACUUGGAAGUAGAACCCAUAGGUGAACAAACAACAGAACAAAACAAUGCUUACUGAGGCACAGCUGUCUAACGUCAUCAACUCAAAACACCGCGGCUCUAGAUGUGCCCUUUAACGAGUAUCUCAGUUGUGGUGGAGAAGCAAAUCCUCUGCUGUGCUGGGCUGCCAUGCCAAGUCAAACCAAGUAGGGCUAAGUCGUCUUAUUGCAGUAGAAAAGCCCCAACCAUGCCUGAUGUAAGGCUGUGCCCAGCCACCCUCUGAAGGAAACUCACUUUUCUUUGAGUUCCUUUCCUUGUGCAAAGUGGUGGGAGAAAACAUCAUUUUUAUCCUGACAUGCGUGAUAUCGUUAUCAAGUAGCUGGUGCCAGAUAUCAAUUUUUAAUUCAGAAAUAUGUCACUUUCUUCAGAUUUACCUCACAAUUUGACUGACUUUUUCACCACUUUGUGACUCCUCACGGCGGCACAGUAGACACAGAUGAGCAUUAACAGGAAUGUCGAAGAAUUUUCCAAAGAUAACGAUGAAGAUGACACAGGGAUAAUGUCAGAAAGUGAAUGGAAAUGAGAAGUUGUAAGAUACUUGGUGAGUCUGACACCACAUUGCAGCAAAUAUGUGCAUUAUUUAUGCACUUAACCUUUUUAAGGGAUUUUUUUAUGAGAUAUCAUGAUUCAUAGUCAUGAUUGUAUAUUUCCAUAAAUUGUUAUCAAGGUCCAUAUGUUGUGUGUUGCAACAUAUUUAACCUGAAGGAUAAUGGGAAAAAACUAACAGUGGGAUAUUUUUCUCUUUCUAUAUAUACUUCUAUUUUUAUAUUAAGAAAAUGAAACUAUCCCAGAUAAAUGUGGAUAUUAUGCACGUUCAUGAAAGUUACAAUCAAACAACUAUAUAAUCCUCUUAUUUAGGUCUGAGUAUUUUGGGAUUUCAAAACUAAGUGAGGUUCAUUCUUAAUGACCGAUCAUCCUUCAAGUUUGACUUGCUAACUGUACUAUUGAGCUGCUUUAGACUCACACUGCAGCAUGCACAUACAGCUGUGAUGUAAGCUGUCAACAACACAUCCAUAUCAUGAACCGACUCUUUAUUUAUACACUUGGGCUAUAUUAAUGUACACUAAGAUGAGACAUCUGAUUGAGAUCCCCCUCUCAAUUAGCAUUUGCCUCAAGUGUCACACCGGUGUAUCUGUGACAGCAGCAGCGUCGCCUGUAGCCUGUAAGUGCUUACAUGCAAAAGAGAUUCAGAAUGUACAGUACUCUGUUUUCUGACUGAUGAUAUCAGACAUACUUUUAUUAAACUCAGCAUUGGUUGCCAUCAAACAACAUAGAGGUGGCAAUACUGUUGAGUCGAACAGUGAAGACUGCAGCUAAAACCUGGACAAGCCACGCUUACAUGGUCCAUUUCCACACAGCGGUCCAUUUUGAUUCAGUACAGUUUUUCAUGGUUUAGCACAUUAAAUUCUAUUGUUAUCCGUGUUUCCUCAGCUGAGGUCCAUCUCACCAACCUCCAGCCUUGCUUGUUCUGAUGGGAACCCCGUCUCUUUUUAAAGAUCCAGAUCAUUUGGCUCAGCUCAGCUCCCAAACAGCUUAAAAAGCCAGUUUGGCUUUUUAAAAUGGGGAUUAAAUAAUGACAAAGGAUGGAGGAAAGGAAGCAGGCACUCAAACGGGAGCUAGCUACCACGGCUAACACAAAUAAGCCGGUUCAUGAACAGCACAGCAAUAUUUUACCUUUUUUAUUAAAAGCAUUAAAUUAGAAUUUUUUAAUGUUAAAGGGGCUCAGAUAGCCUCUUUUCUCUCUUCAUCUGGCCAGAGGAUGCUCGACAUUAAGAGGUCUGCAAGACUGAGUAUUUGUGAUAUUGAUCGUUCAGUGAAUCAAUAAACAGUGGUUAAAAUCACUGUAGGGAUCAUAUUCAAUGUAUGUAGAAAUUUUCUGAUGACAAGUACAGCAUACAGGUCCAUUUAGAGCUGUUAUAUUCUAACUUUGCUGCUCCUCCAUUCCUAUUUGGACAUUUGGAUGCUGUAAUUGCAAACAACCUGUAGCCUUAUAAAUAUGAAUAUGCCAAUAAUUCAGCCUACAAGUGGUCAGUGAAGGCCACCCAACUCGAUUCUGCAGAGUUCAAUAAUGAGUUAAGCAUUUAAGAUUUGUUACAAACCUCAGUGCCCCGUGGUAAACUUAGAUCAGUGGGUUAAUUGAAAGCUUUGCAAUUAGGCUUAGCUCCCUCUUCAACAUGACAGUCGACCCUCCUGACUCGGAGAUGCUUGAACUUUUUCACCCGGGGCAAAGUCUUCUCCAUCUGGAGGGUAAAAUCCACUAUUUCCUGAGUCUAAGUCAUUCAAAUUCCAUUUCUACUGACACAUUUCUGUCUAUCAAUGUGCAAAUCAAAAGCCCAGAUUUGCAUAGGAGAGCAUAAAAACACCAAAUCAAAUGGUUAAGAUGAGCACUUUUAAUUUGUGGUGUGCAUGCACAAAAAGGGCAGCAUCAUGUUAUGACUAGGUUGCAUGGUUUCACUCUGCUUUGCUGUAACUCAGCUGUUUUUUACAGAUAAGAUAUUAAACUGCAUAUGGGAUGCAAAAAUCACAACAUGUCCUUUAAUGCUUGAAGGUACAACCCAGCUUUUAUGCCAGUAACUACUCACUAACGACACCUAGAGGCCAUUCUGUCUGGCCUGAUAACAAUUCAGGAAUAUCACAACGUCACAUAUGGGUUUCAUCAUUACACUUCUCAAAAACAGAGAUGUUUUUCCUCAGCAUUGCCAUCCUUUAAACAGCAGUAACAUUAUUAGCUGUCAGCUUACAGGCAUGGGUUCAGCUUUCUUGAAUCCUUGCAUGGUUCCCCACUGUGUGCAUGAGUUUUUUUGUCUGUUUAAAGCUUAAUUAAAAAAGACCUGUCCUUAGGAACGCUUUUAUUAUUUAAUUUAUGACUUUUUUCCAUUAAUCAUUUAAUAUAAACAUCGUCUUCCUCAUGUAAGCUGAAAUUUUCCUUUUCAAGGCAAUAAGCUUUAUCUUUCUUUUCAACUUUAACACAAACGACUGUUCAUGACACUCCUACAGGUCAUUAUUAUUAUUUUUAUUAACGAUAAAUUAUUUUUCUGUUUGUGAAAUGAACGGGAUUUUCUCAGGAACGAGUGCACCCAAGCCGGCACCACAACACUUUUCCUCACUGUACUGAAAAAAAAAAGAAAAAAAAAAAAAAAAAAGCACCAAACUGUGACCUCAAUGCCGUGGUACGGACUGAAGCGUGACUUUUGCGAAGCGUUCCACCCCUAAACUCAGUUAGUGCCAUUUGCAACAAACGAAAAUCACUGAGGGAUUAUUGUUUUUUCAGGAUGAAGCAAAUUCUGCCAGUACAUUCGCUAAAGUCAACACAUGCAUACUAAUGAAGUCGAGUUAUUUAUUUUUUUAUGGAUUGUAGUAUACAGUAACACGAGACGAUACCUCCUAAAAAUGACUUGGAUGAAUGGAAGUUAUACUGUACUUUAGUUUGUUGCCUUUGGUACUAAUCGGUUCUGUACGAGUUUGUCAUCUCUGUUUUUUGGGCCUUAAGUCUCUUUUCAUGCUAUCACCUGAAAUCCUUCAGUCAGAGCCAAACUCAUGCCUUUUUAUUGCUGUUAAAUGGCCUUCUUUUCACCAUCUUCUCUGAUGCUUGUAUUUAUUUUCUCCUUUUUCCACUUAUGAUUGAAGGUUGGAAACAGUGUCCUCUAGUGGUCUGUUUUAGAUGGGGAAAACUGUGGUAUUUUUAGAGUGAUUGUUUUACAAUUUCCAGCUUUUGGAAGGAAGAUGUGUCAUUUUUGAAUCAUCUGUUGUUUUGUUGGAAUAGAUCAGGAAUUCUUUCAACAAUUACUGUACUCAAGCACAAAAACACACCGCAUAAAGUGCUAGAUUUGAUAUCACAAUGCUCGUUUCUACACCAUAUCUCGACAUCUAACAGGCUGCAGAAGCAUAUAUCAUCUUAUUUUGACAUUUUUCCAAGCUUUAGGCCCAAAUACAACUCAACAUACUAUCACAUAACACAUCUGCCUCAAUUUAAAGUUAAGUUUUAGCCCUCACAGUGGACGGAUUCAGUUGUGCAUUUGCAUAAGUUAAAGUUUAACUUGUGUUAACCUUGCAGAUGUGCUUGGUCGGCCAGUAGGAACAUUAAUGAGCUGCAGGGACGGUUUACUGUUAAGGACACAGAAAGUAGCAAGUCAGUACACUGCACAUGGGACUGUAAAGGGCAUACGAGGAAAAGGAGAGACAAAAUGAGUCUUUAUAGUCCAUCUGAAUGCAGUUUUUUCCUGUUUUCAGUUGUAAAAGAUUUCCUUACCUUCAUUCAGUUAUAAUACAUUUUUCAUGAAUACUUUUUACUCCUUAAAGAGUAACUUAACACCAAGUUUAGCAGAAAAGUUCUGAUUCAACCAAAAAGUUUUCCCUCUAUUCUUAGAGAUGUUCCUAUUUUCACCCAACAGUGAUGUCACAGUGUCUAAAAGUAUAUCUGUUCAUCACCACGGAUAGGUGAGAAGUAAAGUGGCAGUUAACGUGAACUUCUCAAUGAAAAGAAACUACCACCUCUACCUCUGUGACCCCGUGUCACUCCACUAAGCCCCACCUACCAAAUGACUCACCAACUGAAGUAUAGUAACAGCUGUCACUGCUGUCAGUUCAACUUGCAAAGUCAAGUCAGACUCAGAGGGCAGAAACGACAGCUGAUUGGUAUACGUACGGAAAAGACGUUUCAAAGAGGUAACAGGUGUGUGUCGUUGGGCUCAAAGCUCCACCAAAAUAGAGCGAGUGACUCCUGAAAGAGUCUGAUUUGUUAAAAGUUCUGCAACCCACCUUCCCAGCUGCUUGAUAUCUUGAAUUUAAAGUCUCUUUUUAAGCAAACAAGGGCCCCACAAAACAUUUUACUACUAUUUUUUGGUUGAUUUUGACAAAACAAAGAAUAAAGGCUGUUAAAAAGUGACUCUUGCAAGCCAGUCACAUCCACUGGCUUUUAAUGGGCAGGAAUACUAAAAGAAGGAAAGCUGUAGACACAAGGCAAAAGUAGAUGAAGACAAUUGCAAGUUCGUACGCAGUCGAGUUGAUUGGCUUGAAACCUGCAGGGCAGGCUUGCCCAUAUUGUUUAUUUGAUUGAAAACAAAAGUAGUAAUGCUUUUUGAUGCCAGUUUUUCUUUUUUUUUCUUUAAUAAAACCCAUUUUUGUAAUGAUGGAUACUAGGGCUUAACAUUUUUUGCACAUGAGCCACUGUGGCUCAUAGUUUUCCAAAGUUACCAGCCACUUCAAAUUUGAACUGGCCACACUAUUAUUGUUAGAAGUAACUCAUUUAUGAUAAAUGUUGACUAUAAGAUUGUACCAAAUCAUUUGAAAUGUUAAUGAACACUGUACUUCCAACUUUCAAAUAUUUUUUUCUCAUCAGCCCUGGAGAAAAAAACUCAAAUUGACCAGAGUUUGUGGUCUAUUAUAAAGUGGGCACAAAUCCAGCACUUUGCAGUUAUUUUGGGGGAAAAUUUACCCCUUAAUUUGCAAAAUGGUCUCUCUGCAAUAAGCAUUUAUGACAGUAACAGUGCCAAAACACUAUAGAUAGUAUUAGAGAAGUGCUUAGGAUAGCAAUGAAUCCAUCAAACUUAGAACUGAACACCUUUACACUGUCUAUACUGUACAGAUUUAUUUGCAGUAUUUAAGUACAUAAAUGUUGCCAAUAUAUUUGUGCAAUUUAGACAGCGUGUAAAACUUUGCCAACAGUUUUUUUUUUUCUAGCCAUUUGAAAACAAGAACUUACCCUAAAACCUAGGGCUGCUUGAUUAUGAUAUAAAUCAAAAUCAUAUAUUUGAUUGGUAUUGGGAUUAUGAUUGUUUAACACAUUCACUUAUUGAGUUUACAUUUCAGUCAUAUGCAUUUAUCAAAUUUUAAAUCAAACACAUUAUAAAACAUGGAUUAAUUGGAAAUAAAUCAGUGAAAAACAUAAAUACAAAUUCUACAAAUCAUAGGUAAUAAACAAAAACAUGCUUUUAUGGCUAGACUAUUACAAAAAAGACUAAAACAUUUACCGAAGACAAGAUGUAGACAAAAUGAGCACAGCAUGUGGUAGAGUAAUAAUGUGACUAUAAUGUGAUUAUGGGCUUAAAGGGGUGAAAAGCGGUUAAAAAUCAACCCUUGUUGGUCUGGUGUGUUAUGUACUCCAACGCACUGAGCAGUGAAGCUACAGCUUGCAUUACAUGAUAUAGGGUGACUUUUAGUUGUGUUUGAUAUGAUAUGAUAUGGGUGGAUAUUGGCUAAAAAUUCAAUUAUUGUAUCACAGAUAAGGAUAUUUCUACAGAUAUUUACAACCACUAUAUAGGCUGUAAAUAUCAGCUCACAAACUCAUUUUGUUAUGUUACUUUUAUUUACCUGCCUCAGUGGAUGGUAGGUUGAGAAAAUUGGGCACUGCUCUAAAAAACCCACGUUUGACUUAUUCUGACCUCUAUUUGUUGGUAUUAUGGUUUCCAAACAAGUAUCAGUAUUGUUUGAUUUUCUAAUCUAUAAAAGUACAAAAUAAUAUUAUUGUGACAACCCUUGAUCGAAUCCACUUUUAUUCUGAGGAAAAAUUCGACUUGAUAUUGUCAGUAAUGUUGGAAAUAGACUGAACCAAUCAUCUAUUUAAACAUAUAUGCGCAUACUGCAGCUUAAAACCACUGGAGGUCAGCAGACACAACAUUUUCAGACGGUGUUAAGUUACUCUGAGGGGUUAUUCAACACUCAUGAUCAUUUUUUUUGUGCUUUAAAGCUCUGAAAGGAAACAUAAAGCUUGGAUUACUUUGUUUUAAACGGUUCAUCUGUUAUUCCUCUGUAUGGCUUUGGAGGUUUGAGAAGGACCCUUGUUUUCAUUUUGCAUACCUGAAAUCGAUCUGCUGUUUUCAAACUGAUUCAUGUCACACAUUUAUAUUUUGGUAUCAAAACAGAAAAUUUGCUGUAAAGUAUAUUUGAAACUGAUUUAUUUUAGAGCACCAAUCAAAUGUUUUACCUCAGUACUCAGAAGGUAAUGUUGUUAUUUAAAGAUUGGAAAUCAGCUGUUGAUACAAAUUCUAGCUUUAGUCAAAAUACUGUACAUUUGUUUGCAGUCAUACUCAAUUGAACUGAUGAAGGGAUUUUUCUUACAGUUUUUAAAUAAGUAUUUUAAAUAGAAUAUACUCUGGGACAAAACGCCAUUGUUGACGCAAUGAUGUCAACUUAAUUACUCAGAAAUAGCAUUUUUGUUGAUUUAAUGAGAAUUAUAUCUAAGAUAUGCAUGCUUUUAAUAAGAUUACUGCUAUAUAAAGUUAGAGUCAACAUGAUUCAGUUCCAUCGGAUGAAAAAACACUGGUUUAUGAGUUGAACGUACCUUCAAAAACACCCUAUCAGGAGUCAGAUGAGCAAAACCAGGGCUGGAUUUUAACCUCUCAAGGUGGGCGUAGCGACGCUGAUUAUGGCUUGGUGUUUUUAGGGUUGACAUCAUCCAUUUUCAGAGGAUGUAUUAUGUAAAUACAAGGAGAACUGCUGUUUUUAUGCCACAAGGGGGAGCCUUCAUUUCAGAGAUACAGUAGGGAACACCAAUAACAUUAUACCUCUAUUUUCUACAGUAGCAUUUCAAACAAAGGUUUUGAUAUAAUAGAAAACUCAACUUAGAUACUGUUAUUAUUCCGCUGUAAGUUUAAUUUUGUUUCAGGAUUUUAACUUAUUCAGAUAAUAAUUGUAAAAUACGGUAUAAGAAUGCUAACAUGGAGUUCUGUUUUAACUAUGGAUUAUAGUCUGUAUUAUCAAUUCAGGUUAAGAAACUAGUGUUGCUUUCCAUCCUACUUUACAGGCAUUACUUCCUUUUUAUACUCUGCUAAAAUGCAAAAAAUUGUGUUUGAUCUGAUUCUUUGUUUUUGUCUUUUUUUAUCGCACUUUGGCAGCAGAUUCCUGUGUAGCUUCAGAUCUAAGUUUGUCUUAUUAGUAAGCCUAAUUUAUACUUUUGUAGCAACACUAUUUUUAUAUAACGGCGAAGAAAGGGUUCAGUGUCUUUUUUUUCUGUUUGUUUUAUUCCUGUGUCAUAUGUGGCAGCGCUGUUCAAUGUUUCUUGAAUACAUUACCCACUGUAGUAUGUGAUGUGUGAAUAAACUCCAAAUCU